AUGAAUACAUGUGAUACUUGCGAAUAUAUAUUUUUGGAACCUCUUACACCUCAAAACUAUUUAUCUCAAUCACAUAAACCUUUUAAAUUAUUAUCAUCUAAUGAUUCUAAGAAUCAAACUCUAGUUCAAGACAAUUACCCAUAUAUUCAUGUUACAAGAAUAAUAAGUCAACGAAAAACUAACUAUAUUUACAAGUUGCUUUCACUUGGUUUUUAUCCCUUGGCUGUUAAUAAGACACGACGUAAUUCACUUAAUGGAACAAUAUACCGAAUACUAGAUAAUUAUUCAGUUUCAGUAACAAUAUAUCAAACUUCAAUUAUAUGUAAAACUCAGUAUCAAAAUAAUGGUUCAGUAAAAUAUACAAUAAGUUGGGUUGAUUGUAAUUAUAAAUUACAAAGACAGGUUAAAAGUUAUGAUUCUGCUACCGAUGCUAGUAACAAGUUUUUACAGAAAUUAGGAAAAUCGAAUAAAAGCUCAAUCUCAGGAGUAAAGCUAUUUGCUCUUGAUUUAGAAUGUUUAGAAAAACGCCGUGAUGAAUUAAAUAGCCCUCAAAGUAUACAUCGACAAAGAUCUUUAGAAGGACUAUCAUCAACACAACAAAAUAGACGACUUAAAUUACUUGCAAAUGAUAUUAAAAAUAAUGUACAAUCAUUAUUUUUACAACAUAAUACAACAUCUUUAAAAGUAGAAAAAGUCGAUCUUCGAAUUAGUGAACCCAAAAUCAAAUCUUUUAAUUUUGUAUUUCACGAAUCAGAUUUGAUGCUUGUGAAAAAUCAAUUCAUGAUGCUAGAUACAAGUGUAGUAACUGUAUUGACUUUGACUUGUGCGGCAGUAGCAAGGUAG
Molecule: messenger RNA, 843 nt
Organism: Dentiscutata heterogama
Lineage: Eukaryota; Fungi; Glomeromycota; Glomeromycetes; Diversisporales; Gigasporaceae
Source: the annotation of a GenBank genome assembly